Anolis sagrei ordinatus is the source of this 1273-nucleotide messenger RNA. It is a transcript of the gene CLIC5, whose product is annotated as chloride intracellular channel 5. The record is from RefSeq and is a predicted model, not a curated record. Lineage: Eukaryota; Metazoa; Chordata; Lepidosauria; Squamata; Anolidae.
CUCAAAUACUGUAUAUAUCUGUUGCCAGUGCCAACUUGAUUCCAAUUCCCAGACGCACAACAAAUUUAACCAGGUACCCAUUAUGGAAAAUGUGGAAUAUAAUAAUAUAUAUGAAAACAUCGAUACAAGGAUGUAUGAAAUUCCAGCUCUGGAAGAAGAAGAAGAUAGACAAAUUUAUGAUCAUAUUAAUGAAGACCAGAAGUCUUUUUCUUGUACUACCAUGCUUGGCAGCAUAGAUAUGGGAUAUCAAGAAAGCCCAGAAAACAGCCAAACAAAUUCGUUGUCCUCUCGGUAUGAGUAUGAUGGGGAUGAAGAAAGUGAUUCUUCUGAACGAGAUACUCCAGAAGACCAGCGAAGGCAGGGAAAGCGAGAACUGCUGAGUCCAAGUCUGUCCGUUGAGCAGAUAGAAAGAAUGCGAUUGGCAUUGUCUCCAACUGAUUUCUUUCUGAAGAAUAUCCAGGGUAAUAUCAAGAAUACAAUCAGAUUUCCUUGCAACAGUAAUUCGGAAGAAAAUAACGCUCAAGAAGAGGCUCAUCAGAUUUUUGUCUUUGUUAAGGCCGGUGUAGAUGGAGAAAGCAUUGGGAACUGUCCUUUCUCACAGCGCCUUUUCAUGAUCCUUUGGCUCAAAGGGGUUGUUUUCAAUGUGACCACAGUCGAUCUGAAAAGAAAGCCUGCUGAUUUACAUAAUUUAGCUCCUGGUACCCAUCCGCCAUUCCUCACUUUUGAUGGAGAUGUCAAGACAGAUGUUAACAAAAUUGAAGAAUUUUUGGAAGAAACCCUUUCUCCUCCAAAGUAUCCUAAGCUUGCUGCCAAGCACCGUGAAUCCAAUACUGCUGGCAUAGAUAUCUUCUCUAAAUUCUCUGCAUUUAUCAAAAACACAAAACAGCAAGACAACACAAGUUUGGAAAGAGGUUUGACAAAAGCUCUAAAGAAGCUGGAUGAGUAUCUGAAGAAUCCUUUGCCUGAAGAAAUUAAUGCAAGCAGUGCGGAGGAAGACAAAGUAUCAAAACGCAAGUUCCUGGAUGGGGAUGAGUUGACCCUUGCUGACUGCAACCUCCUGCCUAAACUCCAUGUUGUCAAGAUUGUAACAAAGAAAUAUCGCAACUAUGAGUUCCCAGCAGAGAUGAUUGGACUUUGGCGAUACCUGAAAAAUGCUUAUUCUCGGGAUGAAUUCAUCAACACUUGUGCUGCUGACAAAGAAAUUGAAAUAGCCUAUGCAGAUGUAGCCAAGCGGCUUAGCAAAUCCUAAUUAAAAUCUUCAAGACCAAUUUUA